Trichosporon asahii var. asahii CBS 2479 is the source of this 807-nucleotide messenger RNA. RefSeq names its product ATP-dependent transporter. NCBI's taxonomy places the organism in Eukaryota, Fungi, Basidiomycota, Tremellomycetes, Trichosporonales, Trichosporonaceae. Gene Ontology annotation, molecular function: ATP hydrolysis activity; ATP binding. Bases 1 to 807 code for a protein of 268 amino acids. The transcript is spliced from 3 exons. The record is from RefSeq and is a predicted model, not a curated record.
AUGGCCACCGAAACCAACGGCUCUCCCGAGCUGGCCAUCGACUGCAACAACCUCACCUUUGCCUUCAAGGAGGGACAGGAGCCCGUCCUCGACGGCAUCACCAUCCAGCUUCCGCCCGGAAGCCGCGCUCUCCUCUGCGGAGCGAACGGUGCCGGCAAAUCCACCCUCCUGCGUAUUCUCGCAGGCAAGCGCUUGACGAAGACUCGCAACUGCAAGAUCCUCUGUCAGGAUGGCGUCGUUUAUCUCGGCACGGAAUGGAGCUCGAAUCCCGUCGUUCGUUCCGACAUUGUCGUUUCGCACUUCCUCGACUCGGUCGGCGGCUGGCGCCACGCUGAGCGCCGUGACCGGUUGCUCGAAAUUCUCGACGUUGACCUUGACUGGCACAUGCACCAGAUCUCGGACGGCGAGCGCCGUCGAGUCCAACUGUGCAUGGGUCUGAUGGGCGAGUGGGACGUUCUGCUUCUGGACGAGGUCACGGUUGAUCUGGACGUGCUUGUCCGUGCGGACCUCAUCGACUUCCUCGUGCAGGAGAGUGAAACCCACGCUACUCACAUUUUCGACGGUCUCUCGGCAUUCCCGACCCACAUCUGUCAUAUCCAAAUGGGCCGCACGCCUCGCCCCAUGUUCAAGUGGACCCCCGGUCAGCAGGACCUGUUCCAGCUCGCGCUCGGCUGGCUUCGCGAGGACCGCGACGUGCGCCGGAAGCACGAGGCCGACCGCGGCAGGAUCCGUGGUCCCCGCACCAAAUCCGACACUAAGGACGCUAAGGCGUUCUUUGAGAAGUACGACUAUGGACAGGGCAAGUAG